Messenger RNA from Neurospora tetrasperma FGSC 2508, 873 nucleotides. RefSeq lists its product as uncharacterized. The transcript is spliced from 3 exons. Bases 1 to 873 code for a protein of 290 amino acids. The record is from RefSeq and is a predicted model, not a curated record. NCBI's taxonomy places the organism in Eukaryota, Fungi, Ascomycota, Sordariomycetes, Sordariales, Sordariaceae.
AUGGUCAGCCCUGUCGGACGGGUCAUGGUCUCAGGGUGUUCUCACCACUGCCACGAACUUGAUCAGAAGCAUCCUAUCACCUUUUCGACUAACAGACCCGAAGCAACAAGAACAAGUCGGGGCCUCGAGUCUCUUCGAAAUUUCCAUAAUUUCGGAAUAUUAGCUGCCUCCAACGCGCCUAUCUCUGCCGAAAGCCAAAUCCUUGAUCCUCCCCCGGCCGCAUGGCCAGACUCAUGCGAGGAACAUGACCACUCACCCCUAUCUCCUCCAGCGUCACUCAUCGCAGAACCCUUUGACCCUCAAGACUACCAAUACGACAAAAGGCACCGCCCGAGCACCCCUGAUCAACAACAUCAGUCGCACCCUAUCCGCGAAUCUCAACCGGUAUACUGCGCUUUCCCCGCCCACUGCCCACGGAAGCCAUUCCAGGCAUUCCCUUUCCUGGCAUCCUCUUUGUCCACUUCGUCAUCAUCACCACAGAGAGAAUGUUCCCCCACCCGCAACGACAGCGCUGUCGCUGGAAUUUCCCUUGGAGCUGGCGGCGAUUUUGAAGCCGAAGCCAGCACCGGCGCUGUAAUCAAAGCCAUGACCAUAGCCGGCUCCAAGACAGACCCGCUCCCCUCGCCUCUCCUCCGCUCACCGACUGCACCGACUUCACUCAUUGAUUCAUGGGCCGACGCCUACCGCAGCCCCUCAUCCCGUGCGUCAACCACAUCGAAAGCUGCAGCAGACCCCGCCUCCUCCUCCCCCUCUUACUGCACCCGCUGCGUCGUACCCCUCAUCUUUGACAUCUCUUCUCUCGACCAAGACGAGAGUUGGGAAUGCUGUAACUGCGCUUCCAACAAUAAAAAGUUGGGAAUUUCAUUGUGUUAG